Molecule: messenger RNA, 6067 nt
Organism: Rhopilema esculentum
Lineage: Eukaryota; Metazoa; Cnidaria; Scyphozoa; Rhizostomeae; Rhizostomatidae
Product: laminin subunit gamma-1
Biological process (GO): tissue development; axon guidance; animal organ morphogenesis
Source: RefSeq, a predicted model, not a curated record
GGUGAGGUUUCACUGUUUAAAAUCAUCGUGAUAGUAAAAACCAAUGAGACGGGGAGAUUGUGGAAAUUUGGCAGCCGAAACUUGAAGGCCAGUUCUCUUUCGAGCGUAAGAUGAAGUCAGGUUGAAUGGGAGUCAUCAAAACACAUUUUGUUCCUACGUCCUGAAGUUUUUUCAUCUGCGCCGGCUUUAGGACGAGUGCCUUAUGUACUUUGCCAAGAUGGACCAAGCAUGCCACAUUGCAGUAGUUUUAUUUGUCGUUGUUUUAGGUAAGACUUUGGCCCAGGAUGGCACAACUCAGUUUGGCACAGCAAAGAAAUGCUAUCAAGACGAUGGAAGACCCUCACGGUGCAUGCCAGAAUUCGUGAAUGCAGCGUUUGAGAAAGACAUUUAUGCGAACAAUACUUGUGGGGUGAAAAAGGCCAGUCAUUAUUGUGUUCAAAGUGGUCGCAUUGGACUUCAGAGGGCCUGUGAGAGCUGCGAUAGUCGUAACAAAACUCUCGAACAUCCAGCUCGAUAUAUAAAUGACAAUGUUAAAGAAAUGGUCACCUGGUGGCAAAGUGAUACACUUUUCGAUAACAAGUACCCUGUUAGGAUUAUUCUAGACCUGGGCAAAACUUUUGAUAUAACAUACGUACGGAUGACUUUUCACUCGCCUAGACCUCAAUCUUUUGCCAUUUACAAGAGGAGCAGUACUACCAAAGAUGACAAAUGGAUACCGUUUCAGUAUUAUUCACAAUCCUGUAUCAAAACCUAUAGAGUUUCCCCUGAUCAAGUUGUAACAAGAAGAAACCAAAAGGUUGCCUUGUGUUCAGAAAAGUACAGUGGAAUCUCACCCCUCAGUGGGGGAACUGUGGCGUUUUCAACCCUUGAAGAACGGCCUGAACGCUAUGGUUUUGAUAGCAGCCCUGUUCUACAGGAAUGGGUCACCGUUGCCUCCUUGCGAAUCGAUUUAGACAGACUGAAUACUUUCGGAGACGAAGUAUUCGGAGACCCCGAUGUGCUGCGCAGUUACUACUUCGCAAUUUCCAACCUGGUGGUUGGUGGUCGAUGCAAGUGCAAUGGCCAUGCAUCCGAAUGUUUACAUCUAGGAAAGGAAAAGACAAGGCUCAAAUGCAAAUGCGACCAUAAUACUGACGGUGAUGAUUGCGAGAAGUGCCUUCCUCUUUACAAUGAUACUCCUUGGAAGAGAGCAACGCGAUACUCGGCUAAUCCAUGCUCACCUUGCAAUUGCAAUGGCUUGGCACAGUCUUGUGUAUUUGACUUGGAUUUGUACAAAUCAACUGGCCGUGGGGGGAGGUGUAUUAAUUGCAACAACAACACUGAUGGAGUCAACUGUGAAAAGUGCAAACUAUACCACUACAGAAAGUUUACAAACGAGGCAUGCAAACCAUGCAACUGUGACCCCGUCGGCUCCAAGCGUGCUCAGUGUAAUUCUGAUGGACAAUGUGCCUGUAAGCCGGGGGUUUUCGGGAAAAAGUGUGAUACGUGCCGACCAGGAUAUUUCGGUUUCUCGAACGCUGGAUGCAAGCCGUGCAAAUGUUCCAAACAGGGAAGCUUAAGCGAAAAUUGUGAUGCGACAGGAAAGUGCAAAUGCAAAAAGAAUGUUGUUGGACAGAAAUGUGAUCAGUGCAAAGCAGGCCACUUUGAUUUGGAUGCUAAGAACCUGGAUGGGUGCAAGCCGUGCUUUUGCUACGGACAUGGAAUCUCUUGUCAGGCGAGGCCAGGGUACCAAAAGGCUGUCAUCAUGAGUGAUUUCGAGAAUGGUCUUGAGGGCUGGAGAGUGGAAACAUAUGCUGGAGUCGAUUAUCAGUCGAGUGCUGGGCUCGAUACCCGCGGCAAAUACGUACGCGUGAAUGCGCCAGCUACUGGAGAAGUCCUGUACCUCGUUGCUCCCAAGAGGUAUCUUGGUGAUCGCCUUAGCAGUUAUGGUAGAAACUUCUCCUUUCUAUUUGGUGUAACUGAAGUCCAAAGGGGUUGGAAUAACACGCAAAAGGAUUUCAUUCUGGAAGGAGCCGGUCUAAAAGCAGAGUACCCUAUAAAUGUUGGGAGUAACGGUGAGCCACAAACACGAUUUGAAUCCUUCACGUUUACUCUAAAAGAACCUAAAAGUAUGAGCCCAUUCGAGUUCCAAAAGCUGCUGAACAGAUUGACUGCAAUCAAGAUUAGAAUGACUUUUGGCAGAGCAACUGGUGUAAUUAGAAGCAUCGGCAUGGAUACAACUACACAAGCAUCGAUCAACUCUUUGGAGCAAGUCAAUUGGGAAGAAAUUUGCAAAUGCAAGGAGGGCUACACUGGUGUCCAGUGUGAGAAAUGUGACAGUGGGUACACCAGGGAAAGCAGCAAGGACGGGAAAUAUGGCAAGUGCGUGCUGUGCAACUGCAACAACCACGCCAAAGAAUGUCACCCGGAAACUGGUGAGUGCAAGUGCCAAGAUAACACAACUGGCAAGAAUUGUGAGAAAUGCAAGCCUGGUUUCUAUGGAUACGCAACAAACGGUCAAAAGGAUGACUGCAAGCCGUGUCCUUGUGUCUUCGGGAGUCAGUGCAUAUACUUGGCAGGACGAGUGCAUUGCACAGACUGUCCGGAAGGCCACGAAGGCGAUCGCUGCGAAAGAUGCAAAGAUGGCUUCUUUGGCGACCCUGAAGGGAAGGUUGGCCCAAAAACAGGAUGUAAGCCAUGCAACUGCAGUGGAAAUAUCGACAAAAAUGCUCUUGGAAACUGUGACAGGACCACUGGAGAGUGCUUGAAAUGUAUCUACAAUACAAAGAAUGGGCCAAUGGGCAAGUGUGAGAUGUGCAAGACAGGAUACUAUGGGGAUGCUUUAGCUUUGCCCAAAGGGCAGUGCAAACCUUGCAACUGUUUUGUGAAUGGAACUGUUUGGCCUCCAGGCCUUGUCCCUACGAAGGACCUUCUUCCAUGUGACAAAAACGGACAGUGUCAAUGUCGUGACAAUGUAAUUGGAAAGAACUGUAGUCAGUGCCCACCCAAAUACUGGAACGUAGCUGCUGGGAAAGGGUGCAUUAAAUGCAAAUGCAAUCCAGUGGGAUCAGUUGACGACUUUUGCAGUUUGGAUAGUGGUCAGUGUAACUGCAAAGAAGGCGUUGCUGGGAGGCAGUGCAACCAAUGUGCUCCGGGACACUACAGCUUCACAAAGGCUGGUUGCACAGCUUGCAACUGCAACAAGUUUGGUUCAGUGAAUGAGAACUGCACAGACCUUGGUGUUUGCUAUUGCAGACCAGGAGUGCUUGGUGUCAAAUGCGAUCAGUGUCCAGAAAAUAAAUACAAUUUGUCUGUUGGAUGCAUAUCAUGUCCACAGUGUUACUUCCUUGUGCAAAGAAAGGUCCAUGAACUGAGGCAAAAGCUAAUACGAUUAAAGGCUUCAGUAGGAGAAGCAAAAUUGCCGCAGAACUUUACGAUCAAAAACAAAAACUUUUCAGUUGCAUUAGGAAGAAUUGAGUCGGAGGCAAACGAAAUUUCAAACAAAAUCAAGGAACUUCAACUUGAAGAAAAAGACUUGAAGACUUUUUUCCAGAAGCUAAUGGACGAUUUCAAUGGUUUGAAAAGAAAUCUACGAAAACUGGAAGCUGCCCUAAAUAUGGCUUUCAACAGUUCGAUAAUGGCAAAAAUGGAUAUAGGAGACGCUGAGGACAUGAUAGAACAAAUAAAGAAGCUUCUUGAUGGAGCCAAGUACGACUUAGAUGUCAAUGGUAAAAGGGCCUAUAACGAAGCGAGGAAGUUGGCAAAGGAUAUUUCAGAUCUGGCGAAAAGGAUGAAGAACAUUGCAGCAGAGGCCAAAAAACUAGCUGAUCAGCACGAGGAACAGUCAAGGAAAAUCGAAAUGACUGCAACUAUGGCACUCAAUAUGUCGAAAACUGCUUACCAAACGGGCAAGAAGGCAAGGCAUACUCAGGAAGGUAUGUUUGCUAGUUUGUCGGAAAUGACUGCCAGUGCCGAAGAGGCAAUGAAGCUGGCUAACGAAACAUCACAGAAAGUCCAAGUGGCCAUGGACGUCACUAAAAGAACACUGGAAGAUGCUCAAAAGGUCUUGGAUGAAGCAACCAAGCCAAUUGUCGAUUCAGGGAUCGCACUGAUUCGAGAAAAAGUGAAAAACCUGACGUCACAUGCGAUGGAGAUAUCCAACAAGUCAAUGAUGGCACUUCAGGAUAAUAAAGUUCUUCUGGAUGAAUAUCAUGCAAAUGAGAAGGAAGCGAGAGAGCUCAUGAGAACGGGUCGUGAAGAGUAUGCAGUUGCAGACAAGACAUUUGAGAAGGCAACCAAUGCAUACGAAACAGCGAAAAAAGCCAAAAAAGAUGCUGAUAAUACCGCUAAAGAGGCAAUAGAAACACUGCGAUUGCUCACGGGAUUUAACGAAGAGAUCGAGAAAUCAAAAAAGAAUUUCACCGAUCGAAAGCAGUUGAUACCAAUCAUAAAGGAACUUAUCAAGUCUGCAAUUGAUUCUGGAACCCGUGGACAAAGCCUAGUUGAAAUGGCCGCUAAUGCGAUGGAUGAGUCUCGCUCUGUUUUGACUGGUGCCAUGAAAACCAUCAAUGGUACUACAGAGACCUUGGAAACGAUAAAUGGUAAAGCGACGAACAGUUCUGAUGAGUUUGAAAAGCUGAAAAAGGAGGUUGAUGAGACAAUUAAAGAUAUGAAUGCGUCUGCCGUCCUUUUGGAAAGCUACAAAAAAAUGGCUGAAAACGAUUCAGUUGCUGUGAAAAAUGCAAUGGAUGAAGCAAAACAAGCACAGGUCGAUGCCAAAAAAGCCGAAGGAGAUCUAAUGAAAGCAUUAGAUGAUGUGGAAAAACUUAUUGCUGAUCUUGGGAAUCUUGGUAGCAUCGAUUUGGCGAAAUUGGAAGCAGCGGAAAAACGAUUCGCAAGUGUUAGUAGAGUGAUUCAGGGCACAUUGGAUGUUGAGGUAGAAAAGCUAAAGAAGGCCUCUGAGUCGCAGCUAAACACAAUCACACAGUACGAGUUGGAUUUAGGCCCAUUGAAAAAAGAAAUCGACCAUGUAGAGGCCAUUUACAAGGCUUUCCCAAGGAAAUGUCUAAAGAAUCCCACUGCUAUUGAAGCUGGCUAACGUCUUUUUAUCGGAUUUUUAAUUUUGUUUUGUUGUAGAACUAUUUAAUGGCUGGAAAACACUUAUUAGAAACUGUUAUCAAUGGCAAAGUGCAAUUUUAGAAAUCAACGCAUGAUGUACUAAUCUCGUAACCGUAUAAUAUAUUCUAAAACCUAAAAACGAGGCUCAGUUUAUAGAUUACUGCAAAAUGGCUGCUUAAAAAUAUUCCACCUGUAUUUAAGUCCAAUUAAGUAUACAUCUUUUUAAAUGUUUUCAAGGACAACUUUCCUUCCUAUGCUAGACUUUCCACCUAAUGACCGGCAAGGAAAAACAGCCAAGUGUAUGAAAAGAAUAUUUGUCACCUUGACAUCAAUGCUUUGGGCGAUUCCUCGUCCUUCGUGUAUUGUUGCACACUUAGUAAGUUGAUUUUUGAAUAUCCUAGAUGCUAUGGUGUUUUUUCGCAUCGAAUUUCGUGUUCCUAAAGAUCUGUUAUCAAAAUAAUUCAUCGCUUUACAAGUGUUGCUAAUUAGCUGGAUUAUUCUUACGUUCACGAAGGGUGAAAAAUUAUAAUUAAAGCCAUCUUAACUGAGGCUUCUCGACUUUGUGGCCAUUAAAAUUUGUGGCCAGAAAGCAGUGACUAUUCAGAAAGGCAAUACAGACAUGACGAGUGUCUGUGAUGAGAGUAUUGAUUGAAGGUCACUCUUUAUGCUUAGGUUUUUUACACUGAACUGUACUGAAGGCGAAUUGAUUCACUGCUGUGAUUUUGAUGUCUUGAUUCUAGUGCGCGUGGCGAUUUUCUAGCAAGUUACUCUUUCAGUUUGGAAGGCAAAACCCCGAUUAGUAAUUACGCGCUUUUAGUGUUAACAUAUGUGAAAAUAUAUAAAUAUAUAAUUUUAUCUAGCUGCUUGUAUUGGGUAGCUUUUCUUAGAAUCUUAUCUUAACCUGUUAAAUUUUUAUGACAUAUUAACGUUUUGACUUUGUUUGUUUUAUAUAAACAUUCUAAUUAAAAUA